Molecule: messenger RNA, 3467 nt
Organism: Lotus japonicus
Lineage: Eukaryota; Viridiplantae; Streptophyta; Magnoliopsida; Fabales; Fabaceae
Product: cyclin-dependent kinase G-2-like
Exons: 5
Coding region: 405-2015 (536 amino acids)
Biological process (GO): regulation of mitotic cell cycle; protein phosphorylation
Cellular component (GO): nucleus
Molecular function (GO): cyclin-dependent protein serine/threonine kinase activity; ATP binding
Source: RefSeq, a predicted model, not a curated record
UUUCAUUCUGAAAUCAAUCAUACAAAACGCGUUAACGAAGACUCAGCUUUUCUUCUACUCUGCGCCUUCGGUUUCUGUGUUGCCGGUAAGGCCAUCCGAAACCUCUGAAAUCUAUCGCGGCGAAGUCCACCAUCUACAGUUUUGUUUCUCCUCUCAUCCUUGUUUGUUGAUUUCUUUUUCGGUUCUUUUCAUCUUUUUUACUUUUUUCCCAAAUUCAUUCAUCUCGCUAUCGAUUGUAUUCAAAAGAAACAAUUAUUGAUUCUGUUUUCAGUUUUGUUUGUUCCGAUUGUUGAUUAGUUGUAUGAAUUGUUGAAAAAUCGAAUCCUUGAGAAUUAGGGUUUCAAAUUUGGGAAUUUCUUCGAUCUUUGAUUAUUGAUUUGAGAGGACUUGUGCUUGUCAAUCCAAUGGCGGCAGGGCGAAAAAGUGUUCUGCGAAGGAGGGAAUCUUACCAAGUUAGUUCCGUCAAGGAAUUCGAUUCGAAUAAGAAUGUCGAAUUGGGUGGUGGAAAAGAGGAGCGUGAGGAAGGUGAGAUCUUUGUUCAACACAGGGAUGGGGGUGAAGUUUUACCCCCUCCGGAGAAGAGGAGGAAGAUUUCUCCGAUUGUGUGGGACAUGGCGGAGAAGGAAGCAGGAAGCAAUGAGGGUGUUUUGAGUGCAUCUUCACCAAAUUCCUUGAACCAGGAUGUGGAUGAAGGAAGUGGUAUGGAAGGAUGGAACAUCAAAAUGUCAAGAUGGGCUUGUGAUGAUGGACUUUCACCGAUGGGCGUUGAUCGGAAACAUAAGAAAGGUCAAGGAAGAUCGGGCCCUGAAAUUGAUGAAUUCCAAAGAGGAAGUUCAGAGAGCACAAUCACUAGAUCAACAGGAAGCUGUGGAAGAGAUCAUAGUGAUGGAGAUCGUGAUUUGGGGCAUUCUCCUGCUGAUACAGACUCUGAAAAGGGGUUCCUUGAUGAUGACUCCAUGGACGAUGAUGUUGAGGAACGAAGUGACGUAAGUGAUUCUCCGUCUGAUUCUCAUGAAGAUGGUGGUUUAAUACAUGGGCAGAGAAAUAUUAACAUGCUUCAGAGUUGCAGGAGUGUGUGUGAGUUUGAGAUGAUUAAGAAAAUCAAUGAAGGUACUUAUGGUGUUGUCUAUAAAGCUAGGGAUAAGAAGACUGGAGAAAUAGUAGCAUUGAAGAAGGUGAAGAUGAACAUUCACAGGGAUGGCUUUCCAAUGUCUUCCUUGAGGGAAAUUAAUAUUCUCUUGUCUUGCAACCAUCCCUCCAUUGUAGAUGUUAAAGAAGUAGUUGUGGAUGAUUAUGAUGGUACUUUUAUGGUAAUGGAGCACAUGGAGUAUGAUCUCAAAGGAGUCAUGGAGGUAAGGAAGCAACCUUUUAGUAUAGGUGAAAUAAAAUCCUUGAUGCAGCAACUUCUGGAAGGUGUCAAGUAUCUCCAUGAUAAUUGGGUUCUCCAUAGGGAUUUGAAGACAUCAAACAUUCUGCUGAACUGCGAAGGGAGGCUGAAAAUUUGUGACAUGGGGUUGUCGAGGCAGUAUGGAAGCCCACUGAAGCCAUAUACUCCUGUUGUGGUUACACUAUGGUAUAGAGCUCCUGAACUUCUGUUAGGUGCCAAAGAAUACUCGACAGCAAUUGACAUGUGGUCAGUGGGUUGUAUAAUGGCUGAAUUAGUUGCUAAGGAGGCUCUAUUCAAGGGUAAAACUGAAAUUGAACAACUUGAUAAGAUUUUUCGAACUAUGGGAACACCAAAUGAGAAAAGUUGGCCAGGAUUAUCCAAAUUACCUGGCUAUAAAGCAAAUUUUGUUAAGCAACCAUAUAAUUUGCUAAGGAAGAAAUUUCCAGCAAAAUCUUUCACUGGUUCACCAGUUUUAUCUGAAUUGGGAUUUGACCUGUUGUCGAAGCUUCUAACUUACAACCCUGAAGAGAGGAUAACUGCAGAAGAAGCACUUCUUCAUGAUUGGUUCCGUGAAGCCCCACUUCCCAAAGCUGAUUUCAAGAUUAUUUUUCCUUCUUGGAACUGCUAGGACAGGUACUUCUGUUGGAUGGAUGAAAUACCAAGAACAAUGAUAUUUCCAUUGUUUUCCAAAUUUGUCUUACCCAAGUUAGUACCUCUUUGGAUUUGGGCAUGAAUUCCUGUUCACAUACCCCAGAACUUGGGAUCUCUCAAUCCAGCGAGGUAUAUGUAAAUGAGGCAUUGCACCUCCAUUGCCGUUUGAACCCAGAACCUAACAUGCUCUUAAUCUUUAAGUACUAAGAAUGAUGUAAUUUCACAGGAUAGGGUAAUGAACUUCAUUAGGCAUUUGUUUAUGAUUAUGAUUAAAUUAGAAGCGGCCGAUUGAUGUAUGGGAUGAGCAAUGAAGGUAUGACAUUACUUGUUUUUCUUUUCCUUGCUGAAGUUUCAUGUACCCCUCUUCCAUUAAAAAAUUUGUACAUAUAUUUCAGGAUGUCUCAAAUAAAUGAUGAGUUUUGGCGAUGGUAUUCUCUUAUCCCGUGCUAUCUAUUUUUAAUUUUUCUUUUGGCUGUGCUGUCUAAUUUGGGCCUUCGAGUUAUUAUUAUUGUCCUGCACUUAAUUUUUAAACCAGGAAAUGCUCCUAAGAGUUGAGGUGAAUUGAUUCGCCCAGCAUUGGUAGCUGUUGGAUAUAUGUAAUAAAAUAAGUCAGUACCAGGAAAUUUUCCAUUUGACUUGGUCAACAGGUAUUGAUGUCAAUUUCUGAAUUUGAAGUUGGUCCUUAAAAUUAAAUGAUAGUAUUUGAAAAAAGAUGUAGUUUCAUGUUUUUCGUCUACUCCCUGCUAUGCUCUCCCUCCCCCCUCCCCAUAGUUCUAUGUUCUUCCUUUACUUCCUGCUAUGCUCCCCCCCCCCCCCCCUCAUCCCUUACUAAAUUGGUUUAUGAGUUCUGCAUGCCGGAGAAUUGUGUACAAGGAAGUGAUUGAUACCAUGAUGGCAUGCUUGUGGAGCGGGCAGAUGUCUGACAAGCAUGGCGAUGUCCGCCAACAAGGGUGCUGAAGUGAUAUUAAUGCUCAAAUUCACUUUGUGCCUUCACUGCCAUUGGUGGGUGUUGUCAGUAAUUUGACUAAAUUCAACUUGAGUAGCCAUGUUAUCAGUGGGAUUUAGCUUCUUUUUUUGUUUUGAAAUUUCAGUGUUUGAUGGUCUUUUAUAUCACUUUAGUUACUGAAUGGAUCUUGUUGAGGCUGGUGAAGCCAUAUCGAAGUUCUCUUCUGUUGAUUUAUAGAUACGACAUACAUGUGAAGUAUUUGACAUCAACAUCCACAGCUGGAUCUUAGCUCAAAUCCACCAUGUUAGGAUAGCUGAUUGGUGGCAGAGAGGUUUCUGGAUUUGUUCUGUUGUUGAUGCCAUAUACUGGUAAACUUAACUCGUCGUCCUUAAAAGGUGUAGUCCUUAAUAUUUUAUUUAUAUAAAUAGAAAUAUUUUUAGAGUGUUUUUCCAUUAUAAAAUGUGAGGGCAGUGCAUUUGCUAA